UUCUAUAUAUUCCAACCCUAUCUUCUGCCGUUAUCUAUCUAUUAUUAUUCAAAGCCAAUAAUUUCUCAAAUAUCAAGUUAUGACGAGUUUGCACUUUGCAGAGAUGGAAAAGAAAGAGAGAAAGAUCAUGGUGGCUGUGGAUGAGAGCCAAGAGAGCAUGCAUGCACUCUCCUGGUGCAUCACCAAUCUUAUUUCCGAAACCAACAAGCUUGUUCUGCUUUAUGUCAGACCACCUUCUGCUUUCUACUCCUUGGAUGCCGCAGGGUAUAACUUUUCCUCCGAUGUUGUUGAUGCUAUGGAAAAGUACAGUAUGCACUUGGCUAAUUCAGUCAUGGAAAGAGCUGAAGCUGUUUGCAGAGACUUGAACGCUACUAAUAUCAAUAUGGAGAGAGUGGUUGGUGUAGGACAUGCCAAGAAUGUAAUAUGCAGUGCUGUCAAGAAACUAGAGGCUGACACCUUGGUCAUGGGAACUCAUGGCUAUGGAUUCUUUAAGAGGGCACUCCUUGGAAGUGUCAGUGAUCACUGUGCCAAACAUGCAAAGUGCCCUGUUGUAAUCGUGAAGCAGCCAUAAGAGAUCAAUUUGGUUUCCUUUUCUCAUCACGUACCUUCUUAGUGGUUGGAUUAGAUUCUCUGGAAGCAGCUUCCAUUUCACUACUACACAAGCACCCUCUUGUUGCCUACAAUUUGUGUAUAUAUGUUGCAUUUCUUUUUUCUUGUUGAAUCAUGAUAGAGAGGUAGUAUCCCAAAGGUUGGAAAUCAUGAAUAUUGAUACAAACCACGUGCUUCUGCCAAAUAAAUUAGGUAUUUAGGUUUACCCAAACUCAAAAAACCACUGGCACAAAGAUGACUAUAAAUCUUCUGAUUUAACCCACCCUUUAA
Molecule: messenger RNA, 879 nt
Organism: Glycine soja
Lineage: Eukaryota; Viridiplantae; Streptophyta; Magnoliopsida; Fabales; Fabaceae
Product: universal stress protein PHOS32
Exons: 4
Coding region: 80-571 (163 amino acids)
Source: RefSeq, a predicted model, not a curated record